Messenger RNA from Dacryopinax primogenitus, 1184 nucleotides. RefSeq names its product WD40 repeat-like protein. Gene Ontology annotation, molecular function: RNA binding; ubiquitin binding. Gene Ontology annotation, biological process: transcription-dependent tethering of RNA polymerase II gene DNA at nuclear periphery; RNA export from nucleus. Gene Ontology annotation, cellular component: nuclear pore. The coding region runs from base 49 to 1101 and encodes 350 amino acids. The record is from RefSeq and is a predicted model, not a curated record. The transcript has 7 exons. Lineage: Eukaryota; Fungi; Basidiomycota; Dacrymycetes; Dacrymycetales; Dacrymycetaceae.
GUAGUCAUUGUUUUCCUGCUCCUCCUCGUUGCCGCUCCUGUCCUCAUCAUGUCCUUCUUCCCUUCAGCAGCGAGUACAAGCACAACUGCUACUCUUGGAGACGUUUCCAAGGAUGUUGAGGUACAACAACCUCCCACAGACUCUAUCUCAUGGAUGGCUUUCUCACCCACAGCCGAUAUUCUGGCUGUAAGUACAUGGGAUAAUGCUGUCCGUGCAUAUGAGAUGGGACCGGCGGGCGUGACGCAGGGCAAGUUUAUGUACACACAUGAACAGCCUGUUUUGUCUGUGUGUUGGAGUCGAGAUGGUUCGAAAGUAUUCUCCGGUGGUGCAGACAAGAUCGCCAAAGUGUACGAUGUAGCCUCGGGACAGUCCACGCAGGUCGCUGUCCACGACGAACCGAUUAAGGCUGUGCGUUGGGUGGAUCAGGUCAACGUGCUGGCCACCGGGGGUUGGGAUAAACUGAUCAAAUACUGGGACAUGCGAUCAUCUCAACCAGUGGCUACUGUCACCUUGACACACAAGGUUUACGGGAUGGACGUCCAAUACCCGUUACUUGUCGCGGCAACUGGCGACCGCCAAAUCGCAAUGAUCAAUCUAACCAAUCCUAGUACUAUCCACCGCAGUAUACCAAGCCCGCUGAAACAACAAACCCGUUGUAUAACAUGUUUCCCAAGCGCGGACGGAUUUGCACUAGGAAGCAUAGAAGGGAGGGUGGCAAUCCACAAUGUCGACGAACAGAACACGACAUCCAAUUACUCUUUCCGAUGCCACCGGAAGGAUGGGCCUACGAAGUCACAGGAUGAUGUGUACUCCGUGAACGAUAUCAAGUUCCACCCAGUUCAAGGCACAUUCUCGACUGCUGGCUCCGACGGAGGAUUUACUUUUUGGGAUAAAGAUGCAAGAAGUCGGUUGAAAAGCUUUGAACCAACGAAGAGCUCUAUAUCGACAACAUGUUUCAACGCAAGCGGCACUGUCUUUGCAUAUGCGGUGUCUUACGACUGGUCGAAAGGAUACACUGGUAAUGUGAGUGGUCAUCCGAACAAGAUCAUGCUGCACCCGAUCAAGGAGGAAGAGGUGAGGAAGAGACCACCGAAGAAGUAGAGAUUCGCUGCAGUACGCUUUCUGCGACUCCAUUCAGGAUACCUUGUAGUUAUCUUUUUGGGAGCAUACGUUCUGUUGUCAAU